CCUCCUCCCGCCGGGAGAAGAUGGCGGCGGCGGCGGCGGGGCCGGUCGGGCGGGCCGCGGGCUCGUCGGUUCCGCAGCUACGACGAGGCCGAGGUCGUCGUCGUCGGGACGAGGCCGUCCCCGCAGAUGACGACGGAGACCCCCCGGAGAGCCCUGCGCGGCGCUCGGGCCAGCGGGAGGGCCCCGCCGGAGACCCUGGCCCUCCGCGAGAUUUUAUCUUUAGAACGCCCAUCACUUUGGCCAAACACGGAGAAGCUCACGAGGAACAUAAGAGCCACCUGCGAAAGCUGAGACAUGAAAAAUGGCAAGAAGAGAAAACGCCGGAGGAUUUUAUUCACAAGCUGAUGGCGGAUGACCCUGAAGUGGACAGGAGGAGGACGGACGACCAAAAGAAAGAGGAAGCCCUUUUGGUCAGAGUGAGCCACGAACGUUUUCCGGAGUGCCUGUCGGAUUCUGAAAACGAAGAACCUUCCCAGGGCCGUCCGGUCUAUCGGUCAGCUUUCGUCUCCAAGGGCAGCGGCUACUCCGUCGCUUUGCUGGCUGGAAAUUUCAGCUCCAAAAUCGAAAGGAGUCAGAGUUGCAACGACACUCUGGGAAAUCGGUCGAAGAGCAGGCAGAGAUCGGUUCCUGUUAGAACAAAGGCCAACCCUCCCGCUGGUGCCUCCGUUUCCCUCGUGGGCGUCCUUUCCUCCACCCAGAACAACCGCUGCCUCUCUGCUCCGGACCUGACGGCCGAGAAGCGCCUGGUCUCCCACCAGGCGCCCUCUUCGUUCCCCGCCCUGCCCAGGCAGGAGCGGUCCAUCAGCCCCGAGAGCAACGACAGCAUCUCCGAGGAGCUGAACCAUUUCAAGCCUAUCGUCUGCUCGCCCUGCACGCCUCCCAAGCAGCUGCCGGACGGGCGCAUACUCAGCCCCCUCAUCAUCAAGUCCACCCCCAGGAACCUGACCAGGAGCCUGCAGAAGCCCACCACGUACGAAGCCAGCCCUCGCAUCCUGAAGAAGUGGGAACAGAUCCUCGAGGAGCGUCAGGUCAAAAAGACCCUCUCCAAGGCGACCUUGACCUGCUCGGUUCCCGAGCCGGGCGAAGAUUUCCUGCCUCCGAACCUCAACAUUCCCCUCAAGUGUCCUCGGCAGAUGUCCAGCGAUGUCACCUUGCCGGACCCUCUCCCUUCCCCCUCUUUAGCAAAGCUGGGCAGUUCCGCAAACGCUCGUAGAGACUCGGAGGCUACGGAGCUGACCCCCAAGGUUCUCCCGCCAAGACUCGCCGAGAAACCUCCCAAUUCCAGGAUUCCCGAGCUCCCGGAAGCAAAAUCGGCGCCGCGUCUGGCUGGGCCGUGCCUUCACUUCGAUGCCAAAACGAUUACCCGGAAAGUCGUCCGAGUGAAGCCGGCCUCAGAGAACGGCACUCUCGGGAAUCCGGCCGAGCGGAAGCCGCGCAAAUACUGGGACGAGAGCGAACUGCGCCGCCUCUCUAAUGGACUCCGUCUCGAGAGGGGGCUCGGCGAGGAGACCCCCUCUCUGCGGCGCGGACAAAAGCGGCCGUGCAAAACCAAGCACCUGGACCCUUCAGUCAAGCGGCUGAGGCCGUCGGCGGGCUGUCGCAAGGGCCCUCCGGCGUCCGACCCGCUGAGACGGCAGAGACGACGGCAGCGUGGCAGGACUGAGCAGCGACUACAACAGGAGGAGGCCGACCGACGGCUGGCCGUGCAACUCCAGCGGCAGUUUGAGAGGGAGAUCCGGACAGUGGAGAGGCCGAAGGGGCGAGCCGAUCAGUAUUUCUUGCGGUCUAAGAACGCUGCUAGGGCAAAGUAACCAAUGUUCGCAAAUGAAGCGGCUUUUUUCGAGAUUUCCCCUGAAGACGUCGCUCGUCAGCCUGGCAGAGUUCCGGGGAGCAGGAGUUCUCUCUGGUCAGUGCAGGAGCCGGAAGGAGGCUAAAGUCCAGAGCUUUCUGCCCCCCCCCCCCUCCUCCCCAAGCUGACUCUGAGAUUAUCAAUCUCUCUCGCAGCGAAGUCCUCUUCGUCUGUUCGUGUCCGGAGUUCGGACUCGGGAUCUGAGUCGUUUCGAUAACGGGGGUCGAAACGAUGCUGCGAGGGGCGUUUCUAAUUUGAGGAGCAGCCCUGCGUGGCUAGGAAGGCCCGAUGGGAGGAUGGCAGCUCUGCAAUAAAAUAUAUUUGAAUCUAUAAAUACAGGUAGUCCUCGACUUACGACAGGUUGUUUAGUGACCCUUCAAAGUUACAAUAUGUCCGGGAAAAAGCAACUCGGGAUCGUUUAUCACACUUAACGACCAUUGCAGCAUCCCCGUGGUCACAUGAUCAAAAUUGAGACGCUGUCGCGACCGACUCUUGUUUAUGACAGUCGCGGUGUCCCUGGGGGGGGUGUGUGUCACAUGAUCCACGAUCAAAAUUGAGACGCUGUCGCGACCGACUCUUAUUUAUGACGGUCGCAGUGUCCCUGGGGGAGUCACAUGAUCCACUUUUGU
Molecule: messenger RNA, 2478 nt
Organism: Thamnophis elegans (Western terrestrial garter snake)
Lineage: Eukaryota; Metazoa; Chordata; Lepidosauria; Squamata; Natricidae
Gene: RNF169
Product: ring finger protein 169
Exons: 6
Coding region: 21-1811 (596 amino acids)
Biological process (GO): double-strand break repair
Cellular component (GO): site of double-strand break; nucleus
Molecular function (GO): ubiquitin-protein transferase activity; nucleosome binding
Source: RefSeq, a predicted model, not a curated record